Salvia splendens (bonfire salvia) is the source of this 1036-nucleotide messenger RNA. Its product is annotated as probable carbohydrate esterase At4g34215. The coding region runs from base 162 to 896 and encodes 244 amino acids. The transcript is spliced from 2 exons. Lineage: Eukaryota; Viridiplantae; Streptophyta; Magnoliopsida; Lamiales; Lamiaceae. The record is from RefSeq and is a predicted model, not a curated record.
UACAGGGGUAGUAUAAAAAACAAAAAGAAUUCAACAUAUAUAGUAUUUAUUUCUGGCUCUGCCAUUAACCAAAUAGACAUUCAACCUAACACCAACACAUCUAACUGAAAACCGUAAAAUCAAAACCAAAUCCCUCGAAAUUAAAUCCAUCUCUGAGAGAAAUGGAAGUCGCCAAAAAGUUGUUUAUCCUAUCGGGGCAGAGCAACAUGGCCGGCCGCGGAGGCGUGGCGCAUAAACGCUGGGACGGCGUCGUCCCACCGGAGUGCGCCACCGACGGCCAAAAAAUAUACCGGCUUGCCGCCAACCUCCGCUGGGAGGUGGCGCAUGAGACUCUCCAUCACGACAUCGACACAAAGAAGGUGUGCGGCGUGGGGCCCGGGAUGCCCUUCGCCAACGCGGUGAAGGAGCGCGUGGGGGUGAUCGGGCUGGUGCCCUGCGCCGUUGGCGGCACCGCGAUCAGGGAAUGGGCGCGUGGGGAGCAUCUCUACGAGAACAUGGUGAAGCGGGCGAAGGCGGCCGUAAGCGGCGGAGACGGCAGCGAGAUCGCAGCGCUGCUGUGGUACCAGGGGGAGAGCGAUACGACGUCGCAGGAAGAAGUCGACGCCUACAAGCAUAAAAUGGAGGAGCUUAUCCACAACAUCCGUGCAGAUCUCAAUUUGCCUAAUCUUCCCGUUGUUCAGGUAGCACUUGCAUCUGGAUAUGAAAAGAAAUACGUGGAUGAGAUCAGGGCAAUACAACUGCGAAUGGAUCUCCCCAAUGUUGCUUGUGUUGAUGCAAAGGGAUUGGAGCUGAAAGAAGAUAAUCUGCAUCUCACUACUCAGGCCCAAGUUCAGUUGGGCUGUUCCUUGGCCCAAGCUUAUCUCACCAAUUUUUUGACUGAGAAGGCCCAUAUCUGAUUGGACUAUUGAGAAUGAAUUCCAGUACCAGGCUACCACUGCUAUUUUUAAUAAUGUAUCAUGAUUCAACAUUUUCCUAUUUUCAUGUAUGGAUCAAGUUUAUAUACGAUGAAUUUGCCGAAUGUCUAAUGAUUCCAUUA